CGUUCCCUGGCCAAUCAGAAGCUUCCACGGUGGAUGCAAAGGUGGGGGCUAGGGUUGAGGAGGAUAGCUCAAGAAAUGAGGGCGGGAGAGCCCUGUAAAAGUCCCCCCCCCCCCGGUUCCUUUUUUUUUUUUGGCGAUUGCGCAUGCGCGUCCGUCAUUUUAGAAACAUUUCGAAUCAUUACGAAUUUUCGGAAAUAUCCGAAAUUUUGGGGUGAAAAAAAUCGGAAAUACUUUCUAUAUCGAAGCGCCAGCACCCCGUACUUUAGAAACGAGAAUUGAAACAUUUUUUUCAUCGAUCGGACAUGCCUACCGUUUACAUUGGAUAACGAGACUCUACUGUAGUCAAAAAAACCAAGACUGGUUCAGGAAAUGGUCAGUCCUGAUUGACAAAAUAGGACAUCUAGUACACAAUGCCAAGUUAUUCACUUUGUUUGUGUUCGUAAAUACAUGAUAACUGUACCCUCGAUUUGCUUCCGACGCGAUCCAUAAAUAAACAUUGGUCAGCAGCCAUGCAUGUUGACAUUUUUCGGCUGUGAAAAGAUGGAAAAUGGACACCCGGAAAACCUCUUUUUCACCAGAAUAUUGUUCUCCGUUUCCCAAGGCUCUCUCCAGGAUCCUGUUCAAAGACACGCCAUCCAAACCUUGCCCAACAGAGCAACGGAACCUGUUUUGAUCGGAUCUCGAAGUUUCCGUGGGUCUCAAUCAAGUGUCUCUUAAAAGUUAGGAAGAGGAAGCGAGGAAUGCGACGGGGUCUACCUGGCGGGGAAGCCCCAAACUGGAAUGGUCAUCUUAAUAAGGAAUUUGGAGACGUUUUUAUGACAUUCCCCAUUGCGGGGAUGAGGAGAAAGAAGCCGGCCAUGGACAUAAAAGGCAGAGGAGAGCUAGAAAUCCCAUCCAAGUUGUUCUAUCUCUGGAAGGAACCACAAUGGAGGUCCUUCGCAUCCUGGUCCUCGUCUUCGCUGGCUUCGUGGGGUCCUUUGCUCAGCAAGAUCUCCAGAGGACGUCCUUCGUGUUCCCCGUGGAGUCGGACUCGGCCGCCGUGGUGGUGAAGGCUGUGAUCCCGCACCCGCUGACCAGCUUCACCGUCUGCCUGCGCUACUACACCCUCCUGACCCGGCCGGUCACUUUCUUCUCGUACGCCACAAAGCACACCGACAACGACAUCAUCCUCUUCAAGGAGAAGCCCAACGAGUACCGGGUUUACGUCGGCAACGCCUACGUGACGUUCACCAUUCCCGACAGGCCGGCCAACAUACCCGCAUGGGAGCACCUCUGCGCCAGCUGGGAGUCGGCCACGGGGUUGGUGACCCUCUGGGUGGACGGGAAGCCGCUGCCCCGGCUGGGCCUCCAGAAGGGCUACUCCAUCAGCAACGACGCCUCCAUCGUCCUGGGCCAGGACCAGGACUCCACCUUGGGCGGCUACGAGGCCAACGAGUCCUUCGUCGGGGAGCUGAUGGACGUCAACAUGUGGGCCCGGGUCCUCACGCCGGACGAGGUCUGCCUGGCCUUCAGCGGCUGCAACCUGUCCGACUAUCUCAUCAACUGGAGAGCCUUCCGCUACGAUAUCCAGGGAUACGUAGUACUUCAGCCUUACCUUGGCCAGUGCCCACGCUGAGGAACGUGGUGACCGUUCCACACGUGCAUCUUGAGCACCAAUAAAAAAAAAUCGCACCCGACCCAUGCUCUCUCUCAAUGAUUUCUGAAAAAUAUUGUAAACUAGCUUUCCCAAAAUGUUGAUUUUUCAAUUGUGGGUGAACUAUAACUCCCAUCAUGCCAGGUUGACCCCGAAAAACUCCAUCCAUACUUUAAAAAGUUUGUGAUGUUGGGCACAUUUGUUCUGGAUGCAUCAUGGGUGGGGUUCAUUGUCCUCUCUGGCUCUAGGGUGAACUACAACUCCCACUCUGGUGAGUCACUCCCUUCAAGGUUGAGUGAGUCAUGCCAGGUUAACCUUGAGUUUGUGAUGUUGGGCAAGUUUGCUUUGGAUGCAUCAUGGGUGGAGUUGAGUGUGCUCUCUGGCUGUAGGGUGAACUACAACUCCCACUAUGGUGAGUCAGUCCCCUCAAGCCCCUCCAGUAGGUUGAGUUAGUCAUGAGGGUUCUCUGUGCCAAGUUUGUUACAGGCCGAUCAUUGGUGGAGGGUCACGAUUUCCCUGGUUGUGGGUGAACUACAACUCCCAGAAAGGAAUGUCCGUUCCCGUCAAACCCCUCCAGAAAUCAAAUUUCAGCGUAUCAGGUCUGUGUGCCAAGUUUGGUCCAGGUCCAACAUCGGUGGAAGUCAGUUUCCCUGGUUGUGGGAGAACUACAACUCCCAGAAAGGAAGACCCGUUCCCUAACCCUAACCCAAACCCCUCCAGUUAUCCAAUUUCCGCAUAUCAGGUCUGGGUGCCCAGUUUAGCCCAGAUCCAUCAGCGUUUGGGUUUACAGUGCUCUCUGGAUGUAGGUGAUUUACAAUUCCACAAAUAAAGGUGAAUUUCUCUCAAAGA
Messenger RNA from Anolis carolinensis (green anole), 2482 nucleotides. Its product is annotated as C-reactive protein-like. The record is from RefSeq and is a predicted model, not a curated record. NCBI's taxonomy places the organism in Eukaryota, Metazoa, Chordata, Lepidosauria, Squamata, Anolidae. The coding region runs from base 926 to 1615 and encodes 229 amino acids. Gene Ontology annotation, molecular function: complement component C1q complex binding. Gene Ontology annotation, biological process: innate immune response. The transcript has 2 exons.